Entrophospora candida is the source of this 873-nucleotide messenger RNA. NCBI's taxonomy places the organism in Eukaryota, Fungi, Glomeromycota, Glomeromycetes, Entrophosporales, Entrophosporaceae. The record is from the annotation of a GenBank genome assembly.
AUGAUUAUUUUAUUACAAAAUAAAUUUUUGUAUGUACCCUACUUACCAAUUGGAUGUCGUAACGAUCAAUUUGAUGAAUCGUUGAUUGACAAACGAUUGGUAUGUAAACUAGUAGAAGCCAAAUCAGACGAUGGAUGUAAAUUGAUUGGGAUUAUUAUUCGAAAUAAAAGUUUAAAAGGAGAAAAUCCUAGCAUUAUUAGAGAUGCAAUCGAGAAUUUCAGUAAACAAGACCCGGUUUUAAUAUACUUUCAAGGAAAUGCCGGUAAUAUGCUCCAUCGACUUCCAAUCUUUUAUCGUCUACUAUUACCGACCACAUCAAAGUCCACAAUUACCAAUUUAAUCAUCGUUGCAAUUGGUUAUAGAGGAUAUUGGUUGUCCAAUGGAUCACCAUCAGAAGAUGGAUUAAAGAUGGAUGCAAAAUCCAUUUACAAAUUCGUACGAAGUUUGUAUCCAGAGAAUCCAAUUUACGUUUACGGGCAUUCAUUGGGAGGUGCGGUGGCAUUAUACUUAGCAUCACAUCCACAAAUUCAAUUCGAUAUCAAAGGUGCAAUUAUUGAAAAUACAUUCACGUCGAUCAAAGAUAUGGUGAUAGAAUUAUAUCCCCAAAAAUGGUUGCCUUAUCGAUAUUUGGCAAGCAUUCCUUUGUUUCUUCGUAACAGAUGGGAAAAUGAUGAAAUGAGUAGAUCUUCCCCAACGAUUUGCCAAAAACGUAAAAGUUCUCUGAAAAUACAUGAUAAUCAACCUAGUGACCGGGAAAUUGUUGAUGUUGAUUUUUUGAGUGAAGAUAUAUCAUCGAAUUACGUUUACAUUGCCGAGAUACAACCACCACCACAACCAAAUGUUGGUUUUUCUGUUCCCAAAAAGACAUCUUAG